AUGUCUUGGCUUCUCUUAGCCGUGCUCGGUGUAGCUGCCGUGCUAGCAACCAUUGCAACGUUCGUCCUUGAGAUAGCAAAUGCCGUGACCUCGCGGACAACGACAACAACCGUGCAGACUGCGGCAGCCGUUGCCGCAGCGCUUGAGGGAGCAGUUCUGGGAUUACUCGCGGUUUUCUUCAUCAUGUCGCUUCGACACUCAACGUAUUACGGUCAGAACAAGCUGGGAUCUGUUUGGUUCCCUGCCGGUCUGGUCGCGAUCGUCCUCGCAACAGCAGCAUCGAUCGUGGUUCUGGUUGUCCUGGGUAAGGAAACGGAGAAUGUACCGAUUCUUGGUGGUGCGGAAAUGUCGUACUUGGUUGGGGAUGCCGUUACCGUUGGCAUCGCCUUCACUCUGCAGAUGGUCUUUGUCGUGGUCUAUUUCAUGGGAAGUCGUUUGGCUGGCGAUGACCGGGCUCACUCGCUUCACACCGAAGGAGGUCGCUUCACCCCCCAGAUGCGAGUGAAGUCCAUUGCUUACUCCAAGACUCUUGCUGGUUCUUACGAACCCAAGGAGCGCCUGCCGGUCGACUACCAAAGCCCUCCGGGAUCUAGCAGUGGCCGCUCCAUGGCCGAGACUAUGAGCUCUAUCCGCAGUUCCCUGUCGCACAAGAUCCGACCCGUCGACAGCAGGACUCGUCUGCUAUCGGUUCGAUCGACCCGGUCUGUCAGGUCUACCGGCUCCAGGACUGGCAGGCGUCCCCCUUCGUUUGACUCUUUGGCCCCUGCCGAACAAGGCUUCGACUCUUGGGAUACGUCGGCGGUGGACCCCCAGAACCGCCAAGUCAUCGACACGUCACUGCCGGCCGCCGGCGCCCCUCGAUUCCUUGGUGGUCUGGAGACCAUCCCAGCGAGCCCGACAGUCAGCAGGAGUCCUUCGCCAGGCUAUGCGCUGGAUCUGGAGCCGCCGCCGAAGCGCAACGUCCGCAGGAGUCGGAGUUACUCGCCAGUCCCCCGACCACCUCCUGCCAUGACCCCGGAUGGCUCGACGAGCGAGCUGAACAUCCACCCGCUCUUCCGCACCGACAGCCCCACGCCGCCGCCGGCAGCCACCCCCGGGACGUCGAUCAUCGCCGCACCGGACGUGGCCCGCACGCGCACCGUCUCGGCCAAGUCCCUCAACCGCAUGCGGAGCGGCAGCCUGCCGGCCUCGUCGAGCCCGCUGAGCGCCCACGGCAGCCUCGAGAGCCUGAAGAGCAGCAAGGCGCCCAGCCCGACCGGCGAGCGCCUGUCGCCCCUGGCCACGGAGCUCGUGGAGGAGAGGCAGAUGACCCCGCCGCUGCCCGAGUGGAUCCUCAACGCCGGCUGCCGCUCCAGCCUCGCCGAGUACCACUCGCGGAAGGCCCGGGACAGCAAGGCGGACAGCGGCCUGGACCUCGCGCAAUAG
This is a messenger RNA of Neoarthrinium moseri, 1425 nucleotides long. RefSeq lists its product as uncharacterized. The record is from RefSeq and is a predicted model, not a curated record. Lineage: Eukaryota; Fungi; Ascomycota; Sordariomycetes; Amphisphaeriales; Apiosporaceae. The coding region runs from base 1 to 1425 and encodes 474 amino acids. The transcript has a single exon.